Gymnodraco acuticeps is the source of this 853-nucleotide messenger RNA. RefSeq names its product putative phosphatidate cytidylyltransferase. The coding region runs from base 382 to 744 and encodes 120 amino acids. NCBI's taxonomy places the organism in Eukaryota, Metazoa, Chordata, Actinopteri, Perciformes, Bathydraconidae. Gene Ontology annotation, molecular function: phosphatidate cytidylyltransferase activity. The transcript has 4 exons. Gene Ontology annotation, cellular component: endoplasmic reticulum membrane. The record is from RefSeq and is a predicted model, not a curated record.
GUCAGCUAAAUGCAAUGUAAUGUAAUGUAAUUUGCCUAUUUUGUAUCCUGAUGACCUAAUGCCGUUACAUGUAAUAUGUUAGAAUAUAAUAGAAUAUCUUUAUUGUCAUCACACAUCUGUGUAACGAAAUUCAGUUGGCUUCUCUCACUGCAGUACAUAAAUAAGAACACAUCCAUAAAAUAAGUGAUAAAGCAGAGAUAGUAGCAAUAGUCAGGGUCAUCACUUAAAUGCACUUUACCAGAAUGUUAAAAUACAUUUUUAAAGAUUAUUUAAUAAAUAAAAGCUACAAUGUUUAAAUAUAAAUAGUUACUAAAAAUAUCUGUUUGAUACUUAAUAAAUAUACAAAUAGAUAACAUAAGAUAUUUUUGGCUGCAGUCUUUGAUGGGAGGUAGUGUGUUUGUACGUGUGCAUGUUCAAAGUUAUAGUGAGUUUUGUGGUUGGACAGGGAUGGGAGUGAUGGAGGCCACAGCUCUGGGAAAUAAGCUGUUCUUCAGUCUGUUGUUUGGUUGGGCUCAUGUGACUCUGCUGAUCGUGGUGACUCAGUCUCACCUCAUCAUUCACAACCUGUUUGAGGAGAUGAUCUGGUUCAUUGUGCCGAUUUCCUGUGUGAUCUGUAACAACAUUAUGGCCUACAUGUUUGGUUUCUUCUUCGGGCACACCCCUCUCAUCAAGCACCAUGUUGAAGUGGAAGCCGUCCUCCCGCCUGAUGGAGCUUCUGGAAGAGUCUGCAGAGGAGCUGAUUAAAGAGUACCAGGUAAAUGUUCUGCUUGAUUUGUGUUAAAAUGUGUCUGCUGUUCUGUUUGUACAUGGAUAUCUCUAAGUUCAUCUUGCCAUUAUGUGAAAAACCUCUUCA